AUGGGCAGCUCGAUGACCAUGACCAUGACCAGCAUGGGUGACAUGCCCAUGUCAACCGCUACAGGAACCGCAUCAGCGGCAGCAGCCACAUCCACCGCGAUGAGCUCAAUGAGCAUGGGCGGCACCUGUAAAAUCAAUAUGCUUUGGAAUUGGUACACGAUAGAUGCAUGCUUCCUCUCGAGCAGCUGGCACAUCACAAGCAAGGGAAUGUUUGCAGCAUCGUGCAUCGGCGUAGUGUUCCUCGUCAUCAGUCUGGAACUCCUGCGAAGGAUUAGUAAGGAAUACGAUAUGUCCAUUUUGCGUCAGUUCCAGCAAAACACGGCCUCUCAAGAGCUCGCCAACAAAAGUCGCAGCACGCCAGAAGGCUGUCCCUCGCAGCCGAGAGUCGUCGUCUUUCGGCCGUCUCCCAUCCAGCAGCUUAUCCGGGCAGUGCUGCACGCAGUCACCUUUGGAGUCGCCUAUAUCAUCAUGUUGCUUGCCAUGUACUACAAUGGGUACAUCAUCAUCUGCAUCAUCGUUGGUGCCGGACUGGGGAAGUUUCUCUGUGAUUGGGCUCCGCAGAAGAUACCCGUCGGCACUGCUUUUGAGCAGCAGGGAGAUGCCGCAGAAGAAGGUCCGACCAUGUGUUGUGGAUGA
Molecule: messenger RNA, 636 nt
Organism: Exophiala spinifera
Lineage: Eukaryota; Fungi; Ascomycota; Eurotiomycetes; Chaetothyriales; Herpotrichiellaceae
Exons: 3
Coding region: 1-636 (211 amino acids)
Biological process (GO): copper ion transmembrane transport
Cellular component (GO): membrane
Molecular function (GO): copper ion transmembrane transporter activity
Source: RefSeq, a predicted model, not a curated record